Messenger RNA from Sphaerodactylus townsendi, 1088 nucleotides. It is a transcript of the gene VSIG1, whose product is annotated as V-set and immunoglobulin domain containing 1. Gene Ontology annotation, cellular component: plasma membrane. Bases 1 to 765 code for a protein of 254 amino acids. The transcript is spliced from 6 exons. The record is from RefSeq and is a predicted model, not a curated record. Gene Ontology annotation, biological process: maintenance of gastrointestinal epithelium; epithelial cell morphogenesis. Lineage: Eukaryota; Metazoa; Chordata; Lepidosauria; Squamata; Sphaerodactylidae.
AUGCGAGCCCGCGAGGCACGUGACGCCGGGCCCGGGCCGGCAGCAACAACAAGCACGUGCGCUGGGGACCCGCGGCGACCCCGGCGGCUCCUCUCGAGAAUCAAAAGAACACGCGUCUUGCGGCUGAAGGAUUUCUGCCUCUCAACUGGGUUACCAGUCCUGGUCCCGCCAUCCCAGCCUCACUGCUACCUUCACGGGACUCUCGAGAUGGGCCACCUCAUCUCCCUGUACUGCUUUGCCGAGCAAGGGUUGCCUCCUCCUACUUACCAGUGGCAAAGAGUGUCGGGGGACACCGUCAAGAAUAUAACGGAGUCAUAUAGUUUCAAAACGGGUGCCUUUGUUAUUGGCAACUUGACAUAUCUGGAAGAAGGCUACUACCGCUGCACGGCUGCCAACUCCCUUGGAUCCAAAAGCUGCCAAAUUAACCUCUCCACUUCCCAAACUGGCGUAAUUAUUGGAGCAUUGAUCGGAGCAAUUCUAGUCGUUGCUUUGAUCUGUGGUGUUGUCUGGUUUUUAACUUCAAAGGAGAAGAAAAAGAAGAGAAAAGAGAAAACAGCAAUGAUCGAAACACAGGAUGUUUCCCAGAAGGAACCACUGAAUGCUGAGUAUACGGCUGUGCCCAACCAAGAAAGCGUGCCCCUGUCAACUGUUCCACCAAGCAAAGGAUCCACUGAGACAAAUGAAUACGUUGCUCCGGAGGAGAUCGAAGUCAGAGCCGAGCCUGAAAAUGAGACGCAAGAAGAGGCGCGCCAGCCAGAGGCCUAGCCUCUCAUACCAGACCUGAAAGGUCCACUGGAGCAACCCAUCUGCUGCCAAAUUGGUUCCACAAGGGACAGCACAUACCCCUCUGUCCCAGCCCAGCACGGGCAACACUUAUAACAAAGCAUACCUGCACACACCAAUCCCCAUCUGGAUUAGGGUUUAUCAGUGCUCACCCCCCUGUGGUUCUCAUAACUUCAUGCCCCACAUUUAACACCGAAGGAUCAGUACAUAGGCUUGGGUUUGGUUCCUGGAAGGGGAGUGCCCUGUUGAAGGGAAGGUGACUACCUUUCCCUGCUCCAGCAAGCCAAAGCUGAUUGCCCUGACCA